ACGUUUUCCCUUUCCACUUGCCACUCGCCUAAGCAACUCUAUAUACGUGUCCUUUUGUACCACACAGUCGCAGACGUGUUGUAGAAGUUUGGUAGUGCACAAGUUUUUAUCAGAAAUUUUUCAGCAAACAUGUCCUUGGACGAGAGAUUCAAAAAAGCCGCUGAUGAUGUCCAGAAGCUGAAAGCAAAACCAAAGGACACCGAGCUUUUGGAAAUUUACGGCCUGUUCAAACAGGGCACCGUCGGUGACGUCAACACAGACCGACCGGGUAUGCUAGACUUGAAAGGCAAAUCCAAGUGGGACGCGUGGAACGCGAAAAAAGGCACUUCUCAAGACUCAGCAAAAGAACAGUACAUUGCCAAAGCCGAAGCAUUGAUCCAGGCCUACGGUCUACAAUAAAUUACUAUUUUCUUUGCAUCAUUUGUUCAGUUUUUUGUAAUUGGGGAAUAAACACCAUUUUUCAAA
Molecule: messenger RNA, 465 nt
Organism: Zophobas morio
Lineage: Eukaryota; Metazoa; Arthropoda; Insecta; Coleoptera; Tenebrionidae
Product: putative acyl-CoA-binding protein
Exons: 4
Coding region: 130-399 (89 amino acids)
Biological process (GO): fatty acid metabolic process
Molecular function (GO): fatty-acyl-CoA binding
Source: RefSeq, a predicted model, not a curated record